CAGCAACUGAUUUGAUCUGACUCAAAGACUUCUGGGUAAUGUGUACUGCAAUUUGUGUGUGCGAAGCGAGCAUCGUGUGCCGCUCGGACUGUUUACACCACAGGUCGCCGGUGUGUAGAGGCCAUAACGUCAGACAUCGGCAGACAGACCCACUGAGCUGCAGGUCUCCGCCAUGCAGGAGGACCUCCGCACCGUGAUGUCCUGGUUCUCCAGCCCGGUGUACAGCCGCUACUGGCAGCACUACCAGCAGGCCACGGCCUGGCACCAGCGGCACAGGCGUGCCUAUCAGAAGGCCCUGGAGGCCGCCCGCGGCCCCGGCGGCCGCCAGGAGCCGCGUCCCAGCCGAGCCCAGCGCUAUGCGGACUGGCACUGCAGAGAGAGCGACAGUGGGGACGGGGAGGACGGCGACCAGGAGAGCAGCUCCGACAGCGACAUCGAGUGCGACGUCAGCAACAUGGAGAUCAGCGAAGAGCUUCGGCAGUACUUUGCCCAGACUGAGAGGCACAGAGAGGAGCUGAAGAAGCAGCAGCAGAUGGAGGCUGAGCAGCAGGACAGCUACGUGCCAGCCGACCAGGACCUGCAUGGCGUCUCCUGGAGGAGCACUGCGGCGCCUCCCUCCGAGCGGCCUGGUGAGAGACGCGGGGCUGAGAUGAAGAAGCUUUAUGGCAAGGAUGCAGCCAAGAUCCUGGGCAUGGAGGCGGCGAUGCAGCUCACGUUUGAUAGAAACUGUGACCUCAGGCAGCCCAAAUACUGGCCUGUCAUCCCACUGAAGCUCUAACGGCCGUGGGCAGGGCUGUCAGUUGUUGGAUUUGGUGGAGAUCCCUGCCCCGAUCUCUGGGUGAGACGGCAGCUUUGUCGUGUAAUGGACUGUGGCUGACGAAGCCGCUGAUGCAGAACUAAUGGUUUGGGUUAGCUCAGGGUUACAAGUUAUUUUAAGCACAAAAAAAGUCACCUAAAUUAGCAGAGCUUCUGCUUCACCAGACGCGGAUGUCACUGACCUGUCAGCUGCUGCUCCAAAUCACAACUUAUGGUUGUGAUAAUACAUGUGAUGCUAAAGGUUUUUGUUCACUGUUUGCCAGUCAUCUGAUUAUUAUGUCAAACCCUCAGAGUAUAAACACUAAACAGCACGUCCUUUAAAUCAUCCUGCAGGUGAUGGAAAGAUAUUGUUCUAGUGUUUCCUUGGUGUUUCAUGCUGCAGGAGGAUUUUUCAUUAACAUAGUUUGACAAAAAACUAUUUCCAUACGCUAUUCGCAUGUAGACAUGUUCGUCCAUCCUAACCCAAUUUUCACAAGUGAUUUGUCACUAUAGUGUCUAAUUUUAUUAGGUGUAAAGGUUUUUUUUUUUUUUCUUUAACUUUUGCUCGCUCCAACUCUUGCCUGUGGCACUUUUUAAUAUAAAUUGUCUUUCAAUAAAUUGUUUUAUACCUGAA
Betta splendens (Siamese fighting fish) is the source of this 1429-nucleotide messenger RNA. RefSeq names its product gem (nuclear organelle) associated protein 8 (gene gemin8). Lineage: Eukaryota; Metazoa; Chordata; Actinopteri; Anabantiformes; Osphronemidae. The coding region runs from base 173 to 778 and encodes 201 amino acids. The record is from RefSeq and is a predicted model, not a curated record. Gene Ontology annotation, cellular component: SMN complex. The transcript is spliced from 4 exons. Gene Ontology annotation, biological process: spliceosomal snRNP assembly.